Molecule: messenger RNA, 2404 nt
Organism: Thalassophryne amazonica
Lineage: Eukaryota; Metazoa; Chordata; Actinopteri; Batrachoidiformes; Batrachoididae
Gene: atl1
Product: atlastin GTPase 1
Exons: 14
Coding region: 279-1961 (560 amino acids)
Biological process (GO): protein homooligomerization; endoplasmic reticulum organization
Molecular function (GO): GTP binding; GTPase activity
Source: RefSeq, a predicted model, not a curated record
UAACACACAGUGAUAAUCGGCGAUAAACACGUGUUUUUUUCGACUGGUAAGUGACCGGUGAUCUGGUGAUCCGCGAUAGUUUCUCUUUGUAGUUCACAGAGAGGAAGCAUAAAGGACAACAGCGCCAUCUGUCGGCGCGUAUAAACCCUCACAGCGGGGAAUAAAGGCGGCAGCAUCCUCCUGCGAUUCGAGCAUCGUUUCGGUGAGGGCAGCUUCCUCCCGCCGCCACACUCAUGAGUGCCGCCUCGGAUCGUUGAUAGCGGACAAACAGAAGGAUUAUGGCCAAACACCGCAAAGACAGAGACAGCUGGGGGUCCCUUAGUGACAAAAAUGUAUAUGACUGGAGUUCAGAGGAGGAGGAACCAGAUGGACGAGCUCAGCCCGUCCAGGUGCUCCUGGUCAAAGAUGAUCACACCUUCGAACUGGAUGAGCCGGCGUUGAGCCGCAUCCUACUGGCUGAGGAGGUCAGAGACCGGGAGGUGGUAGCCAUUUCUGUGGCUGGAGCUUUUCGGAAGGGCAAGUCCUUCCUUAUGGACUUCAUGCUACGUUACAUGUAUAACCAUGCGUCUGAACACUGGCUGGGUGAUGCAAACGAGCCCCUCACCGGUUUCUCCUGGAGGGGUGGCUCAGAGAGGGAGACCACUGGGAUCCAGAUCUGGAGUGAGGUCUUCCUGGUGGACAAGCCAGAUGGAAGAAAGGUCGCUGUGUUGCUCAUGGACACCCAAGGCACGUUUGACAGCCAGUCCACCUUGAGGGAUUCGGCCACUGUCUUCGCCCUGAGCACCAUGAUAAGCUCCAUGCAGGUUUACAACAUCUCUCAGAAUGUACAGGAGGACGACCUUCAGCACUUACAGCUUUUUACUGAGUAUGGCAGACUAGCAAUGGAGGAGACGUUUCUCAAACCCUUCCAGUCCAUGAUUUUUCUUGUCCGUGACUGGAGCUUUCCAUACGAGUUUCCUUAUGGACAAGAAGGAGGGCUGAAAUUCCUUGAGAAAAGGCUGAAGAUUUCAGAGAACCAGCACGAGGAGCUGCAGAAUGUGCGAAAACACAUCCACUCGUGCUUCACCAACAUCUCCUGUUUCCUGAUGCCUCACCCUGGCCUCAAAGUGGCCACGAACCCGCUCUUUGAUGGAAGACUUAAAGAGAUCGAUGGUGAAUUCAUAAACAACCUGAAGGUUCUGGUUCCUUGGCUUCUCAGUCCUCGUAGCAUUGACGUGAAGGAGAUCAAUGGGAGUAAAAUCACCUGCAGAGGCUUGUUGGAGUACUUCAAGGCAUAUAUCAAAAUUUACCAAGGUGAAGAGCUGCCACAUCCAAAAUCUAUGCUGCAGGCCACCGCGGAGGCUAAUAAUUUGGCGGCAGUAGCAGCUGCUAAGGAUUUGUACAACAAGAAAAUGGAGGAGGUCUGCGGGGGCGAUCGGCCCUUCCUGGCCCCCAGUGAGCUGCAGGCCAAACAGAGCAUCAUCCGAGAGGAGGCCCUGCAGGUGUUCCGAGGCGUGAAGAAGAUGGGAGGCGAGGAGUUCAGCCGCCGCUACCUGCAGCAGCUGGAAGGAGAAAUCGAGGAGGUGUUCGUCCAGUACAUCAAGCACAAUGACUCCAAGAACAUUUUCCACGCCGCCCGCACGCCGGCCACGCUGUUUGUGGUCAUCUUUGUCAUGUACGUGGCUGCGGGCAUCACAGGCUUUGUGGGUGUGGACGUGAUUGCCAGCUUGUGUAACAUGAUCCUGGGCCUGGCGCUGAUCACGCUCUGUACCUGGGCCUACAUCCGCUACUCUGGAGAAUACAGAGAGCUGGGCGCCGUCAUCGACCAGGUGGCUGGGGCACUGUGGGACCAGGGGAGCACAAAUGAGGCUCUCUACAAGCUCUACAAUGUAGCAGCCAAUCACAGGCACCUGUAUCACCACGCCUUCCCUGACUCUCAGGUGGAGGAGGUCGCCGAGGAGCAGGACAGGAAGAGGGACUGAAUGGAUGGGAAUGCAGUAGGGACUUCCUGGUGACGGACAGAUACUCACCUAUCAGGCACCUGCUGGCGGACUCAAACACCGCUUUCACCACUUGAAUUGUGUAACGUUCUUGUAUAGUUACCGACAGACCAUCUUCUCAGCCCGCGUCUACGUUCAGGCAGAGGAUGGCGUGUAUUACUGUCUCUCACGUUGAUGUUUUGUGUGUGUAAAUCUAACACCUGUACAGUAGGUGCUCUGGACUCAUCAUAUUAGACCUUCUGUCAGCGACUGGUUUGGUAUUUUUCAUCAGUUUCUCUGACAGUGGUUUCCACAUACGGCUGAAUCCACAUUUGUAAUUAUUAUUGUUCUGUUAUUUGAAGUUUCGUGCUGUUCAUAAGAAUAUCUAGGCAAUGUUUGAAUUUUAAAAUAUCUAUUGUAUGUUACAGUCAUUAGCAUGGUAAAAA